Molecule: messenger RNA, 2070 nt
Organism: Erinaceus europaeus (western European hedgehog)
Lineage: Eukaryota; Metazoa; Chordata; Mammalia; Eulipotyphla; Erinaceidae
Gene: IL21
Product: interleukin 21
Exons: 5
Coding region: 1-438 (145 amino acids)
Biological process (GO): positive regulation of natural killer cell mediated cytotoxicity; immune response
Cellular component (GO): extracellular region
Molecular function (GO): cytokine receptor binding
Source: RefSeq, a predicted model, not a curated record
AUGCAGCCCCGUGGCCUGGCCCUGGCGACCCUCUGCCUGCUGGUGGUCCUGCGCGAGGGGGCCGGGGCGCUCGCGGGGGACCCCCGCCUCCUGGCUCGCCUGCAGCACCUGCUGGGCGUCGUGGAGCAGCUGAGCCGGCUGGCGCCGCACCUGGACCCGGAGGAUCUGCCGGCCCCCCAGGACGUGCGGAGCCACUGCGAGCGCUCAGCCUUCUCCUGUUUCCAGACGGUCCAGCUGAAGCCGGCCGGCAGCGGCGGCAAGCAGAAAUCCAUCCAGAACUUCGCCAAACAGCUGAGGAGGAAGCUGCCCGGCUCGCGGGCCCAGGAGGAGUGGAGGACGUGCCCUUCCUGUGACUCCUAUGAGAGGAAGCCGCCCCAAGAGUUCCUGGCAAGGCUGAAGGCACUGCUCCAGCAGAUGCUGCACCGCCGCCUCUCCUAGGCCCCGCCAUGCCCCGAGCCGGAGGGCAGGUGUGAGGACACACUCAACCCGCCCGGCCCUGCCUGCCCACCUGCCCACGGGGCCUGCCCAGGGGCUCCAGUGCUCUGCAGUGAGGGCCGGCCAGCACCCUCACUGGGAAGCGUCCACCGCCCCAAAGGGCAGGUGUUGGGGAGCAAAAGCGGCAGCCCUGUCACCCCAGAGGCCUGGAUGCACCCGUGGGUCCUUGCCGGGCAGCGCGCCGUCGGACCAGCCGUCUGUGUGAGGACCGGCAGCCUGGACUGUCAGGAAGUCAAAGUGGAGAGUGCGACACCACAGGCCUCAAGAGCUGCUGCCUCACCCCAGGAUGUCAGCAUGCAGGACGCACCCACGGCAGCGAUGCCCAGCAGAGGACCAGCGGGCUCUUAGCCACCGGGCACUGUGGCUGCGGACUCCUCCAGGCCUUUCUUCUGACUCACAGCCCUCAGAAGCUAUGGUUUCAAGUGUGUGGAAAUGGCAGCUAAAAUCCACGGGGCUACGUGCCAGGGCCCGGCCACGAGUUGCCGCCUUGCGUCUCUCCUCAGUGACCAGCUAACAGCCAGGCCGCUUCCCUCCCUCCCUCUCUCUUCUCCUCCCCCUUUCCUUUUUCCUUCCUUCCUCUCUCCCCUCGUUCCCUCCCUCUCUCCCUCCUUCCUUGUUCACUGCACACAUCAAGUCUGCUUGGCGCAAGGAAGGAAGUUCUCCUGGACAAUAUCAGAGCCCAGAAAUGAAGGCUGAGCCCGUCCCGUCCCGUCCCUUCCCGGUGGAGAGCGGACUUACCCUGGCCACCUAGCCUUCUAGGGGCCCCGGCAUGGGGGAGGAGGCUGGACAUGGCGGGACCAGGCGUCUGUGCAGGGACAAGCCCCAGGACAUGCUGAGGGCUGCGAGGAGACAGGCAGCUCCAGGUUCCAGAUGGUGGCUCAGGUGGUGGCCAGGGUAGAGCCUCAGAAACGGUGCUUUUAACCCAGUCCACCUCAGGCCUUGAGGGCCGCGUGUGAGGACGGUGGCUGCCACCCACGGGGUACGGCAGGCCGGGUGCUCCCGGCUGACAGCGGGGGACCUCUCGACGUCACGCUUCGUGUGUAAAGUGUGUUUGAACUUGCGGGCCGUAGCCUUGAGAUGAGCCCAUGGUUGCUGUGCGGGCACAGCCCUGUCCCCCCUGGCCCCCAGUGCCCACCCUCUGCUGAGGCCUAGCUGGCCUGUUCCCCCCUCCUCUGCUCCCCAGGGGCACUGGUCACCAGCACCCUCUGCUCACACGUGAGCGCCUUGUCCGCAGAACUGUGUCUGAGUCCUCUCACGGCCGGCUGGCCCCAGUGCUGACCAAGCUUUCUACCCCGUCAGAUGUCGGAUAGCUCCAGGCCAUUCAAUGACAGGAACAGGGAAACGGCUACAAAAAGGAGGGGAGGAGGGAAUGGCCAGCGUGGGCUCUGGGGCUCAGGUCCGCACACCUGCUGGCCACAGCUCCCCGGCCUGCACUGCUGUGCCACACUCCCUCUGAAGACCUGGUUUGAAUGUGAACAAUGUCCUAUGUAACUUAAUGGUUAUUUAUUAUCUAUUUGGUUUAAAAUGUUUGUGCCUCUUAUUUAAGACCUGACCCAAUUAAACACUUGGCCUGUG